UCAACGGUUAACACGGGCAAGAACGGACAUGACAAUUGCCGCGUAAAAGUGAGUUCAUGGCAUGCGCAAUGCCGCCACUACUACAUCACCAAAGUGAAGCGCUCGCAGGCAGACUUCUCUGAGCGCUCGUGAGUGAGUUGCGCGUCGGACGCACGUCCCAGAUUUGGCACUGAUGCGAGUGUGUAGGAAUCCAGCGCGUCCUCCUCUCUCUCCUCUAACCUCCUCACAGCGAGACGCACGAUUCUACAGGAUGCCUCACCAUAUGCUUCUCUUAACCACUGAGUUUGGGGUUGGGAUUUAGGCGAUCCACCGGGCGCAGAGCGAGUUCUGGAUUUGGAUGCUUCGCUGGCACUGCUUUGCGGGUGAUGGUGAAGCGCGUAUUGCGCGCUGCCGCACGUUUCCUCGAUCAUUCCUCGGGACGUUUGGCGAAGGGAAAUGUGAAGAAGGCUUAAAGAAUGGCAUGUAAACAUGGUUUCUGCCAAGAAGGAGAUGGUGACUGCGAUGUACCCCACUUCUAUUCCCACUCUCCUCUACUUUCUCUGUGUGGCAGCUUGCAUAAAGAGAAUAUCUGGACAGAUCAGAAAGGAUGAGAAAUUAUACCCGGAAAAUUUCACGCGCAUUCUGGACCGACUCCUGGAUGGAUACGACAACAGACUCCGACCUGGAUUUGGGGGUCCAGUGACGGAAGUGAAGACCGAUAUUUACGUCACAAGUUUUGGCCCAGUUUCCGACGUGGAGAUGGAGUACACCAUGGAUGUGUUUUUCCGCCAGACGUGGGUGGAUAGGCGGUUGAGAUAUGAUGGACCGGUGGAGAUCCUCCGUCUAAAUAACCUGAUGGUGACCAAAGUCUGGACCCCUGACACGUUCUUCAGGAAUGGCAAACGAUCCGUGGCUCACAACAUGACUGCGCCCAAUAGGCUCUUCCGAAUCAUGAAAAACGGCACCAUCCUGUACACUAUGAGAUUGACAAUAAGUGCAGAAUGCCCGAUGAAACUCGUCAAUUUCCCGAUGGAUGGCCAUUCCUGUCCUCUGAAGUUCGGCAGCUAUGCCUAUCCAAUGACUGAGGUGAUCUACACCUGGACCAAAGGCCCUCAGCAUUCUGUGGAGGUCCCACCUGAGUCGUCCAGCCUGGUCCAGUACGACCUGAUUGGACAGACUGUGUCAAGCGAGACUGUAAAGUCCAUCACAGGUGAAUAUGUGGUAAUGACGGUCUACUUCCACUUGAAACGGAAAAUGGGCUACUUCAUGAUUCAGACGUACAUCCCCUGCAUCAUGACUGUAAUCCUUUCCCAAGUGUCUUUCUGGAUAAAUAAGGAAUCCGUACCCGCCAGAACUGUCUUUGGAAUCACCACCGUGCUCACGAUGACGACCCUCAGCAUCAGCGCGCGUCACUCCCUGCCCAAGGUCUCGUACGCCACGGCCAUGGAUUGGUUCAUCGCGGUGUGUUUCGCCUUCGUCUUCUCUGCUCUCAUCGAGUUCGCCGCCGUGAACUACUUCACCAACGCGCAGGCUGAGAGAGCCAAGAGAAAACAGGCCGCCGCUGCCGCCAGUGCCAAGAGCUCCACAGCGUCAGGCAAAGCCAAAGACACAGAGGAGGUCCUACAGCAAACCUCGGAUACCAACGGCAACCUGCGAAAACGCGUCAACUCCAGCAUUCAGUCUCAACCGGACUCCAAGAAAACCCAAAGAACCGAAACGUCUAGCAAGAGCGCCGCAGCCACAUCCAAACCAACUCUGACCAGCCAAUCAUCUUCCACCUCAGAGGGUACCAGCAGUUUCUCCAGCCAAUCACGUCUAAGCCCCAGUUCUGCCAGCCAAUCAAAAACAGCCCCUUCCUCCAAGACCACACCGCCAGCCCCGCCCUCUACGCCAACAGUUCCCGAGAAACCGUCGCCCGGAGCGACCGCUGGCUCCGCCCCUCUUCACCAUCUCCUCGGCCCGAAAUUAGAAAAUAUUAAAAAGAAGGAAGCCAAGGCCGCACCCCAACCUGCCGCUCCCGCGACCGGAGGAGCCAGCAAGAUCGACGAAUAUGCGCGUAUUUUAUUCCCAGUGUCCUUUGGGGCAUUCAAUAUGGUGUACUGGGUGGUUUACUUAUCCAAAGAAACCAUGGAGGCCAAGGGAGGCUAACAGGAACAGGCUUGGUUGUUUGUACCAUUUUUUUUUUCUACAACUCGCUGAACAAAUGAAAUAAGGAGACCUCUUAAGGAUUACUUCAACCAUAUUUCCAAGCAAUUCCAAGAAACGAAAUUCUAUUGCGGCAGACAAAACUGGACGAGCGCACGGAAGAUAACUUUUUUGUUGUUGAUCAAAAUGGCCGUACGCAAGAUUAAGCAUGUGGAUAUAUUAUAAUAAGUAAAAAUAAUUACAUUAAAAAACAAUCCAAUAGAUUUAUCUGUUGUCUUGAAUAGCCAUAUUUCCGGCCUGUCCUAUUUAUCGCCGGACACACUGAAGACGAAACAAUACCAGGGCCGUUUAGUCUAUUUUUAUAUAGAGACACUUCUGGGAGAAAAAAAAAAUCCUUCUUUCGAAGAAUCUUUUUCGGAAACCCAAUAGAUCUGAACUGACCUUGCGGAUGUCUGCCAAGAAGACAUAUUUCUGACAUAGUAUUUCUUUCAGUUCUUUCAUGAAUGGUAUCUAUUCGGUGUUUUCUCGCCGAGAGGAAACGUUGGAAGGGAGCGUGUGCUGAUCAGUGAAAAACACAUAUGCAUGUCUUUUAUUUUUUAAAGAGACUGAAAUAAUUUUUGUCGUUACAAAUUAAGUCGUUAAAGCGCAAAUUAUGGUUUUCUCUCAUUGUUUUUGAAGUUGAAUGGCUUGUUUUUAGUUAAGUUCAGUUUUAAUUUCCAUUGUUUCAGUACUUUUUGUUUCAGUACUUAUAGCUGAUACAUUCUCUGCUAUAAACAUGGACAUAGGAAGGAGUUUCACCAAAUGAAGCACACGGCAUGAUGCUUCUGGAGUCAUUUAGAACAAUAAGAGGAUUAAACUGACUGAUGUUGUCAUAGACGAUCCAGAGGACGAUGAAAACCUCCACCAAUCCACAUAGGGCUGUUUUUUGUAUGUGUAUAUUGGAUUUAAACCGUGAUUGGUUGAGGUCUUCAUUAUCCGUCAACUAUUAGUUUUCACAGAAAGUCAAUGUUAAAGGAAUAGAUCACUCAAAAAUGGUCCCAUGGAACAAAAACGGAAAUGUUUAGUCAGAUGUUUGAUGUCAACGUCCAAAAAUAACAACCAAAAAAGCAUUAUUAACCCUAAAUCCGUAUUCUGGACAAAUGUGGGCAAAAUAGUUUUGAUUUAUUUUU
This is a messenger RNA of Pimephales promelas (fathead minnow), 3293 nucleotides long. RefSeq names its product gamma-aminobutyric acid type A receptor subunit alpha4 (gene gabra4). Gene Ontology annotation, cellular component: membrane. The record is from RefSeq and is a predicted model, not a curated record. NCBI's taxonomy places the organism in Eukaryota, Metazoa, Chordata, Actinopteri, Cypriniformes, Leuciscidae. Gene Ontology annotation, molecular function: GABA-A receptor activity; extracellular ligand-gated monoatomic ion channel activity. Gene Ontology annotation, biological process: monoatomic ion transmembrane transport.